GUUGUCACAUCCUAACAUUCCCCACCCCCGACCAGGUGGCUGUGGUGGUGUUUGACAGCACUCUGGUGGAGCCCCGUCUCCUCUGUUAGGAUUAAGCGAGUAAACGGAGGAACGCUGGUGGAGCGGUAACACCAGGAGUAAUGAUGAGGACAGAAGUCGCUGUUUAAGGGCCGAAAGCCCUCAGAGUCAGAUUAGCGGAAGCAGUUUGCUGUUACAAGCUAACACCAAGCUAGCCCAGCUGGUUAGGUUAGCCGGGGACAAUUUGGGGGAAAUUCUUGGAUAAUUACAAACUUAACCAGUUGUCUAGGCAUUUAUUUAAUCAUAUGAUAUCACAACGCUAGUCGCUUUGCCAAAAAUGUCCACGACUUUGGAUAAAGAAUUACAGGAGCGCCUGAGAGAAGCCUCAGCCAUCGGAGAUAUCGACGAAGUGCGGUCACUGGUGGAGAGUGGAGUCAAUGUAAACUCUCAGAACGAAAUCAACGGAUGGACUUGCUUGCACUGGGCUUGUAAGAGGAACCAUAAGCACAUAGUGUCCUACUUACUCAGCUGUGGGGCGGAUAAAGAAAUCCUCACCGCUAAGGACGAGCUGGCCUCACAGUUAACUUCCAAACCAGAGAUUAAGCAACUCUUAGGAGUUGAGGUGGAAGAAGUGCCUGAAGUCAAGGAGCCUGAGUUGCCAAUCAUCCCAAAUUAUCUGUCCAACCCGCCCUUCAUGUAUUCCAAGAUGGACAACAAGUCUGAGAUCAUCCAGAGUCAUGCACAGAACGGCUCUAGAGAAUACAGCGAAGACACUCAGAGUGAUUCAGCUUCCCUUUCCUCAACAGAUGAGCUUCAGAGGUCCCAGAGUAUGGUCUCUGGUGUCUCCACUCCACCAAAUCCUACUGUUAACCACGGUCAACCCCCAGCUAGUGAACUUAUUCCCGAUUCUGAACAAAAUGGUGUGUCCUCGUCUCACAGUCAUGCUGUUGUUAAUCGCACCGUGCCUAUAGACCUGUCAGUGGAGCCUCAUCUGAUCGGUCAUGCUGAUUACCCCCAUGUUGUGGCACACAACGGUACCGUGAAUUCCCCUUCGUUGGCUGCAGCAUGUCCAGGACUGGCUAGUAGCAGCAGCCAGGUUCAGGCCCCGGUGGCCAGCACUAACCCCACCAUGAGCAGGCAGCAGUCCAUUCCACAUCAGCUGAGCUACAGCCAGGGCAAUGCACCCAUGCCGGCCUUUCAGCCCUUCUUCUUCACCAGCACCUUCCCUGUCAACGUUCAAGAGUUGGUGCUGAAGGUUCGAAUCCAGAACCCAAACGCCCGAGAGAACGACUUCAUCGAGGUGGAGCUGGACCGUCAGGAGCUCACCUACCGCGCCCUCUUGAGAGUCUGCUGCCGCGAGCUGGACAUCAGCGCUGAACAUGUGGAGAAGAUCCGCAAGCUGCCGAACACCUUGUUGAGAACGGACAAGGACGUGGCUCGGCUGCAGGACUUCCAGGAGCUGGAGGUGGUGCUGGAGAAAGCCGAGGGUCUGUCCCUGUUCUCCGGGUCGGGGGGUCUGACGGACAGACCCUGCUACAACAUGAAGGCCUCCCGCCUCACCUACUAGCUUAACACAAACCAGGAGGUCUCUCUGGUUCUGACGGGCUUUUGUAGCUGCUGUGCUAAAGCAGCUGGACACAGUUCUCCGCCUGGUUCCUUGUUACAGCUCUGCUCAGCUUCGGUGUUGCACCAGUGAUCCUGCUGGGAUUUACUUCUCUACUCCACUGUAGCUUCUGUCCUCCUGUACUCUUGGCCCUCCUGCUGCUGCUGCUUUAGUGUAACCAAAUGGUUCCAAGUGUUCGCUGAUGCAUGGUGUCCUCGGUUUUGUGCAACACCCCCCCCCCUUGGUUCCCUUUCCCACCGCACUUUGUGCCAAGGCUCAAGUGGGUCAGCAGAGGGGGACAUGGGCUUGUCUUCCUAAUGGGCUGGACUUUGCAGUCUCCUCACAAGGACAUGUUGUGGCUGUGGACAUUAAGGAAGAGACGGGUUAACUUUAGUUUUACUGAUGAAGACUUUUUGGAGGGAAGUGGACCAAACUGCUUCUUGGGUUUCUAACAAUCACCUACAGAUAUUCUCACUAGCGUACACACUUUUAUACCUUCUCAUGGCAUAAACUAGUGUCUUUUCUUGUGGAGGAUAUCUGCCUGAAUCCUACGGUGAGAUAGGAUUUGGGUAUCUGGACUAAAAGUGCUUUUAUUGGCCGGAUAUAUUAAAACAAUGCUUUAAAUCCCCUCAUGGAUGGAGGUGAUAACAAAAGGGUUUCUGCAUCUUUAAGGCAUAUUUUGGACAUUUUGAAGUGUGUUCCUGUGUUAAAGUCAUAACUAAUGUCUUACCUGCUUCUGAAAGGCAUCUGUUUACCUCCCACAGCUGUCGUUAGCAGCAGCUAAAGCGUUUCCAGAAUGCCCCGGUUGUUCACGAGAAAGUCUUCUCUGACCUAACAAGGUUACGUUGGUAGGAAUACUAGGACCUGACCCCUGGAUGCUGCUGACACUACUUUUAUCUGCUGCUGUUGAUGUUUAUGCAUGUAAAUAACAAUGUAGUGGAUUACAGAAUGAUAGAACAUCAGCCACGGCAGCAUGGCCGCUGCUUCAUUAGUCCUAAAGGAGGUAAAAGCUGUUUCUCUGAACAGAGGCCUUUCAGGAAGCCAUCCACACAAACACUUCAGAAUAGCUGGAAUAUCCCUUUAAACCCUUCAGCCCGACACUGUGGAAAAGGAAAACGACUCCUUUGUUCAUUUUGCUUUAAUGUCAGAUGAAAGUUAAACUUUUCACAACACAAUCCAGAUGUUUUCUGCUCCGAUGCAUCGGCCUGCUGUUUAAAGGUGAGCUGGUACGGUUUGUUUAACCCGGAUUAGGAGCCAGACCAAAACCUGAAUCUAGCCAGCAACAACGCUAAGGUCGGUAAAACCUUCUCUGCUUCAGACAGAAUGUAGCGUUCCUCUAGUUUGUUCUCAUGGAGCCUCUCGGAAAAGUUGUUUCUGUUGUUUUGCACUUUAUGUUGCCGUGUCUUAGAUGAAGACGAUGUUUGGGUUCGUAUUUAGUGCCAGUCUAAUUUACAUUUUAUUCCUUUUUAAAGCUUCGUGUUUUCUAAUUGUAGGCUAGCCGGGAAAGCUUUCCCAGACUGUACUGGCACGAUGACAUAAACACUAACAAGACCACAAAUAAACAUCUGGAUCUGGGCACGUUGGAUCAGACAGCACAAGUUUCUGCUGCCUUUUCUUUGUUUUUGAAGCUUAUUUUAAACGGUGCCGUUCUUUAAACAUGUCCUACAAUCAGCAGCAGUGCUCACUGCUCAGAUGGAUACCAGAAGCUCUUAAUGGUUUCUAUGUUUUUGAUGCAUUUUUUAUCAUUUGUGUAAAGUUUUUAACCAGGUAGGCCUGUUGUGUUUGUGUCAAAAGGCUCGAAUUGAAGUGCAAUGCAAUGAUGGAGAGUGUUUCAGUGCUGAUCGAACCUUGCAUGCUCCCAGCUCAGACGGGAAGUGUGAAAAGAUGGAGAGGAAAGCCAGUUUGGUGCCCAGGUUGAAUGGGAGCUUUGUUUAUCUGACAGGAUGUUUGUGUUCUGAAAAAACAACAUGAUGGCGUUAAGACGAACCUAUGCAUCCAGAGUCUAAUAUUUUUAUAUGCAGUAGCUGCUGUAAACGUGUAGGGAGGAUUUUAGACUCUGUAACAGUUGUGUUUAUUGUUCUGGAGCGAUGUUCAUGGAUAAAGCAUGGCAAAUCA
This is a messenger RNA of Nothobranchius furzeri (turquoise killifish), 3736 nucleotides long. RefSeq names its product ankyrin repeat domain 40 (gene ankrd40). NCBI's taxonomy places the organism in Eukaryota, Metazoa, Chordata, Actinopteri, Cyprinodontiformes, Nothobranchiidae. The record is from RefSeq and is a predicted model, not a curated record. Gene Ontology annotation, molecular function: protein binding.